GACCGCAACAUGUAAACAAACGUUGAGUAGACGUUUUAUAAGAAAGGAGAAGCGGAAGGAAGGUCCAGGUUUUACGAAAGAUCUAAUGAAAAGAUAAAAGAGAAGCGGAGAGUAAGAGAGCCUAGAUUUGUUCUUUAUUCUCCUUUGCAUCAAACGAAGCAAGAUGUCGAAAGCCAGGACUCAGGAAUUAAUGAAGCUGGACUUCUAUGAAAUUCUGGAGGUACCCAUUGACGCUGAAGAAAAGGAGAUCAAAAAGUCAUACAGGAAGAAAGCCCUGAAAUGCCAUCCCGACAAAAAUCCAGAUAAUAAGUCAGCUGCGGAAGAAUUUGACCAGUUGAAGAAGAUCCUAGAAAUAUUGUUAGACCCUGGUGCUCGUGCGGCUUAUGACAAGGUACUGAAAGGCCGAAAAGCGGCUGCAGUGAGAGCUCGAGCAGCUAGUGCAAAAACUCAAAAGCUACGAUCUGAACUCGAAGAGCGAGAGAGGCGAGCGCAAGAACAGCCACGGAUAUCAGAAGAAGAAAAACUCCGGCGAGAAUUAAAGAGACUAGAGGAGGAAGGGGAGAAAAUUAUUCAAGAAGAACUGGAAAGACUUAAUAAAGAAGUGGAAAAAGAACUACACAAACCUGCAUCCAAGUCGACUGCAGAGCCCGAGCAAAAUGGUUACAAGGUCAAGGUGAAAUGGCUAGCAACGGAUGACUGGCCAGGCUACACCGAGCAAGAAAUUCAUCAACUCUUUUAUAAGUGGGGAGAUAUCAAUGCAAUGGUGAUGAAGCAGAAGUCAAAGAAAGGAACAGCAAUGAUAGACUACAAGACCAAGCAAGGAGCGGAUAUGGCAGUCCAAUUUGAGAAAGGCCAGAUCGGAAAACCUGUCGAAGUUUCACAUGUCUCCGAAAAACCACCCAAGGAAUCUGCAUCGAAGAGCAAAGAACCAGAGCCCAAAGCGAAAGGCUUCGAUUUUGAGUCUGUGGCAGACAUGAAUCGAAGGCGAGAAGAGGAGAGAAAGAGGCUGAUUGAGGAAAUUUUGAGAAGUGAAAAUAUGUGAAGCUACCUUUCUCUCCCACUUCUUUUUUAAUGGAUGAAAAGUGCAAGAUUUGAAGUGUGAUAGUUUUAAGAGGAAUAUUUCUUUUUAAAUAAAACUUAUUUUUG
Messenger RNA from Penaeus vannamei (Pacific white shrimp), 1146 nucleotides. Its product is annotated as dnaJ homolog subfamily C member 17. Gene Ontology annotation, cellular component: spliceosomal complex. Gene Ontology annotation, molecular function: RNA binding. Gene Ontology annotation, biological process: spliceosomal complex disassembly. The record is from RefSeq and is a predicted model, not a curated record. NCBI's taxonomy places the organism in Eukaryota, Metazoa, Arthropoda, Malacostraca, Decapoda, Penaeidae.